Colius striatus (speckled mousebird) is the source of this 2369-nucleotide messenger RNA. Its product is annotated as glutathione S-transferase 3. NCBI's taxonomy places the organism in Eukaryota, Metazoa, Chordata, Aves, Coliiformes, Coliidae. Bases 1240 to 1929 code for a protein of 229 amino acids. The record is from RefSeq and is a predicted model, not a curated record. Gene Ontology annotation, molecular function: glutathione transferase activity. Gene Ontology annotation, biological process: xenobiotic metabolic process; glutathione metabolic process. The transcript is spliced from 9 exons.
GAUUAAAAACCGUGUUUUUUGGCUUGGGUUGUUUAAUUGUCUGUGUGAUAACGUGGGUUUCUGUGAUUUCUCGUUCCCCAACACCAGCCCAGUGGCCUCUGGCUCGCCUGGCUCUCGUAGUGUGGAGGCGGGGGCUGUGGCUGCCUCAGGUGGGCUUUAGGUGCCUGACCAGGGGGUCUCCUCCCUAGUCACUCGCCCGGGACUCAGUGACCACUUGUACAAGUAGUACCUGCUCUAGCGUUUCUUAUCUCUUCUGGGAGAGCUUGCUCUGUUCUGUUCACCCGCAAGCUCUCUCCUCGCUAACUGCCAACAUGUGAGGAGCAGAAGGGAUUGGAGCUGAUGGCCCAGGAGACUCCAUCAGAGACUUUCCCCGCAGACUGGCACUACAUAUUGUGGUGCAGAAACGAGCAGCUGCUGUCAGGCUGAGUCUCUGACUGCAAGCAGUGGGAAUUGAGUGCUGAAGUUUUGGAUCUGCAGGAUAUGCCAGCUCAGGUGGCCUCCACAAAUUACAACAGGGGAUUCAAUCUGGAUCCUUUUUUUCCCAAAGACCCUGCUGCUGUUGAGAUACCAGGCUGAAGGGAAGGGGCAGCAACCUGCCAACAAUUGCAGCUCCUGGAUACAAAUUGACAUUUUCCUUUCCAUCUGGUGAGAGGAACAGGGAAGGAAGCUCUUUGUCCAUCCCCAAGGUGCUCUCAUCCCAUCAGAUUUCCAUUCACAGCCUCUUUUGUGGAAUUAUUUGAGCUGUGGAUUGGAACGACAAGUAAUCUCCCUACAGAGGGAAAACAGCUCUCAGUUGCAGCAAGGAGUUACUGUUAUGGAGUUCUACAUGUGAAGUGCCAGUAGAAUGAAAUUUGAUGCUUCUUUGGCUGAUGGCUCUACAGUGGAAUCCAGUUCCUGCUGAGUCCCUAAACACUAGUCUAUUCAAAAAAGGACAAUUAAUAGCCUCAUUUGCAAAGCCAUUAGUGAACCAAAAUGCUGUUUGCAAAGCAUGGGAUGUUUGUUCUGCUGAAAAGUCUAUAAAGUUUUGAUGAGCAACAGUUUAUUAAUAGAUAAGUAGUGCAACAGUCUGAAUCUAUGGAUUUGAGUCUGGAUUAUUACACAAGAAACUGGUCAUUGUUUUGAAGUUUCUGCUGAUUCCAGAUAACAUACUGACUCUGGACCACCCCAGCUAAAAAGGAAAAUAAGAAGCUUUGAAAAUACAUUCCCGUACUUCACCUAAGAAGCUGGAAGUUUGAAGUCAUGGCUGCAAAACCGAGACUUUACUACUUUGAUGGAAGAGGCAAGAUGGAGUCAAUUCGCUGGUUGUUGGCUGCAGCUGGGGUCGAGUUUGAAGAAGAGUUUUUGGAAACCAAAGAGCAGUAUGAGAAGCUCCUGAAAGGAGGAUCUCUGAUGUUCCAGCAAGUGCCCAUGGUGGAGAUCGAUGGGAUGAAGAUGGUGCAGACCAGAGCCAUCCUCAACUACAUAGCAGCAAAGUACAACCUCUAUGGGAAGGACCUGAAGGAGAGAGCCCUGAUUGAUAUGUAUGUUGGAGGAACUGAGGACCUUAUGGGCUUCAUUUUGAUGUUCCCCUUUUUAUCGUCUGAGGAUAAAGAGAAACAACAUGCUGUUAUAGUUCAAAAGGCAACAAGCAGGUAUUUCCCAGCAUAUGAAAAGGUUCUGAAAGACCACGGGCAGGACUUUCUUGUCGGCAACAAUUUUAGCUGGGCAGAUGUUCAUCUUCUUGAGGCCAUUUUAAUGGUGGAAGAGAAGAAGUCCGAUGUGCUCUCAGGCUUUCCUCAGUUACAGGCAUUUAAAGCAAGGAUAAGCAGCAUCCCCACAAUCAAGAAAUUUCUAGAGCCAGGAAGCCAGAGAAAACCUGUUCCUGAUGAUAAGUACGUGGAGACUGUGAGGAGAGUUCUCUGCAUGUAUUACGACGUGAAGGCGAAUUAGCAUGCCUGGCUAAAGCAGCCCCUGGGCUGCGGUUGACACAACUGCCAUGCUGCUCUUCUACAAUUACACUGCAGAAGGAACGGAAAGGAGUGUCAAAGGGCAGUAUGUCCUGUUCUCUCAUCCAGAAUGCCGUAGGGAGGACGCUUGUAGAACACUUUGCUGCUAGCCUAGUUUUUUUCCCUUCCUUCUUGCAGGGAUUUUUCUGGUAGUUUUAAGCGAGUGAAAUGGCAGCAAACAUGCUGUCACCUUGGAGACUGCUCAGAAGAGUGACAAAGGAACAAAUGUGAGUUGAUGACUGACAGUUCCAGCACAUUCUGCUACUUCUAUGGACUUUCUUCUGAGAUCUAGGUCAGACUUUUGUAUGAUGGUUGCUUAGAAUUCUGGUUUUUUGUGGUUUUGGUAUCAUUGAAAGUAAAUGAAACGAGUUUUUUUUAAAGAAA